AUGGGUCUGGCAUGUCUCUGCGACUUUCCCCCUCUUUCACUGUUGUCACCGCCGCUCUCUUCGCCUUCUCUUCCCGCUCCUCCACGCACCACCAUCGACUCCAUCGCCUUUUGCUGUGGCUGUGGGUGUGGCACGGCGACGGUGACGCUCCCGCCUGUUUCUUUGCCUCCCAAACUACCAGGGGGCGACGGCAAACACACAGGCGCGCGCGUAUUGUGUUGCUCCACACAACAGUCGCUUUACAUCUUGCCGGUGUUUUUGUGGGUGUGUCUCCUGCGUGACGUGCUGAGCCCUCCCCUCCUCAGAAUAAUGCCGCUGCAUCGGCGAGCUGUACUGCUCCUGUACGCGACUGCGCGGCGCACUGCUGCGCCAGUCGGCUCCUCCUCACUAUCUGCAACUAGUAGGGCUGUGGACGAAUCCUCUUCCCCAUCCCCUCCGCCGUGGCGUCGAACCGUCUGUUCCACGUCCGUCACUGUGGAUGGGCACGCGGCUGCCGCUUCUGCCGCGGACGCUCCUGCCUCUGCGGCUCUUCAAUCCAAUUCGCACCACGCACCGCUGCAAGAGCCUCCGCGGCGGACUGUCCACAGCAAGGAAGGGUAUAACGUCAUUGGGUGUCUCCGCGCGUCUGGCCAUGACGUGGUGUUGGGGCGUGUGCGAGUGUCCUUCACAGCGUACAUACUCGGUGCCUCGGUUGGACUGCUCUAUCUCGUGUACUACUUGACUACCUACACGUAUGUGCUGACCACAAAUCUGUCGCCACAUCGCAACUCGCUCUUCUUCCACUUCCCAUGCGACAUGGCGGUAAUCGAAAAUAGGCUGACGCACAGGAGAUAUACCAUCGAGGUGGUGCCGGAGGCUGAGCCGCCGCAGCGCCUGGGCCAUGGGGACCACGGAGAAGGGGGCACGGCCGGGCUUGCUUGCCCCAAGCCGGCAAUUGUGGAGCGCCGGCUGCACAUCAACUGGCUGCUGUACCGUGUGUUUCUCUACCUACAGAAGACGGAGUCUCUCGUCAUGGUGGACACGCAGGCGGAGAUGGCGCCGCACCGCUUCAUAGGUGGCGCGAGCAGCGUCGGCAAGGCCUCUCGUGCAUCGGUGGGGUUCCUCCUAGAGGACCAGCUUUUUCCCGACAUCAACGAUGACCGCGCAAACACAACGCCAUCGCAGAGACGGUGGUGGCAGUGGUGGAGUAGAAGGGCAAGUGCCUCAGCAGCGCUGUUACCGCGGCCUGUCUCCGGUUCCAGUGACUGCGCCACAACGCCGGCGGCAGUGGCAGCGACACCGAUGGCGCCUACGAAGAUCUUACUCAAAAGUAGUGUGCGCCUGCGUGACGCCACGAACGGGUACCAGAAGGGUCACCGAUACACCUAUGAGCAGUUCAUCCACCACGCCGCACAGAUGAAGAUCCAGCAGCGCUACUAUACCUAUGUGCUGGCGAGGGGCAUGGCAAAAUACCGCGGCCUGCGGAAGGUUUAUGCAGAGGAGCUCAUUCGCAAUGGUCUUCUCUCGGGCGACGGCGUGACACUGACGGAGCUGGUGCCGAAUGCACAGCAGUUUGCUGAUGAGAUCUUUGCAGAGGCGAGUGCAAAAUUUGGCGAUGACGUUGUCGUUUACGAGUACACCGCCACACUGUACUAG
Messenger RNA from Leishmania braziliensis MHOM/BR/75/M2904, 1635 nucleotides. RefSeq lists its product as hypothetical. The record is from RefSeq and is a predicted model, not a curated record. NCBI's taxonomy places the organism in Eukaryota, Euglenozoa, Kinetoplastea, Trypanosomatida, Trypanosomatidae. The transcript has a single exon. Bases 1 to 1635 code for a protein of 544 amino acids.